AUGGUCCCCUAUCAUACAUUUGGAAAUAUCAUCAGCAUGCUUUAUCAAUCCCAGCAAAACCUUUCACCAUUUUGGCAAUUCUCUUCGUUUUAACCUACAUGGAUGGAUUUAUAACAAACCUUCUCCUCUCCCUUCACCUCUCUUCCAUCUCUAAUAUUCUUCUCUUUAUAUCAUUAAGAAAAGAAAGAUUCAGAAUUAAAUUCAAAGGAGCUAGCUAGCUACCAGUUUGAAGGAAUAGCGGAGCUUAAAGAGAGAAGGGGCUCAUCAAGUAGAGAAAGCAAUAGUAAUAUGGCAAGAGGGAAGAUCCAGAUCAAGAAGAUUGAGAACUCGACUAACAGGCAAGUUACUUACUCCAAAAGACGAAAUGGUCUCUUCAAGAAAGCUCAUGAGCUCACUGUUCUUUGUGAUGCCGAGGUCUCUCUUGUCAUGGUUUCUUGCACUGACAAGGUCCACGACUACACUAGCCCCUCCACUACAACGAAGCGGAUAUUUGAUCAGUAUCAGCAGACUAAGGGAAUAGAUCUUUGGAGCUCCCACUAUAAGAUAAUGAAAGAGAACUUGGAAAAACUGAAAGAGGUGAACAUGAAAAUCAGGAGGGAGAUGAGGCAGAGGAUGGGUCAGUGUUUGAAUGAUUUGAGCUUUCAGGAUCUGCAGAGUCUUGAGAGCGAUAUGGAAAGUGCUUGGAGGGUUAUUCAUGACCGUGCGGAUCGUGUGCUUACUAAUCAGAUUGAAACUUCCAAGAAAAAGGCGAGGAAUGUGGAGCAAAUCAACAGAAAACUUCAAGUGGAACUAGUAAGUAUGGAGCUCCAACGAGCUAGACAGGUAGUAGAGAUUAUAUUAUUAACGGAAAAUCUUGAAGCAAAUGUUUCACUUUUUGUUAUGAAGGAAGCAAUGGAUCAAGAUCCAUACGGCUUGGUUGUCAAUGGAGGGGACUACAAUUCUGUUAUGGGAUUUUGACAUGAAGGUCCUUGCAUAUUUGCUAUGCGAUUGCAACCCAACCAGCCUAAUCUUCCCAGGGAAGCAGGCCAUCUCUCACAACUUACCCCUUGCUUGAGUAGUGUCAGCUGAAUUGAGGUUGCUCUACAUCCAAGUUGCUCAAAAUUAUCCAUGUAUUGACUGUUACCAAUCACAAAUACUUGAAUGGCUUUGCUUUUAUGUAUCUGUAGAAUGAACUUGUAUUAUCCCGGACUGCUUCCAUCUUGACAACUGAUAUGCUGCGGACGCCUUCUCUUCACUAA
This is a messenger RNA of Populus nigra (black poplar), 1238 nucleotides long. RefSeq names its product agamous-like MADS-box protein AP3. Gene Ontology annotation, cellular component: nucleus. Gene Ontology annotation, biological process: positive regulation of transcription by RNA polymerase II. Gene Ontology annotation, molecular function: RNA polymerase II cis-regulatory region sequence-specific DNA binding; protein dimerization activity; DNA-binding transcription factor activity, RNA polymerase II-specific. The record is from RefSeq and is a predicted model, not a curated record. The transcript is spliced from 6 exons. The coding region runs from base 289 to 957 and encodes 222 amino acids. Lineage: Eukaryota; Viridiplantae; Streptophyta; Magnoliopsida; Malpighiales; Salicaceae.